GUACCUCACUGCGCAUGUGCGUUGCCAGGGGUAGCGCGGGUAGCCAAAGUGGCUCGCGGAGCCGGGCGUGUUGCUGAGGCGGGGAGGAGGGGCCCGAGGUGUGAGGGAAGCCGCGAUGCGGGCCGUGUUGACGUGGAGAGAUAAAGCCGAGCAGUGUAUAUAUGACCUCGCAUUUAAGCCUGAUGGAACGCAACUGAUUUUGGCUGCAGGAAACAGAUUACUGGUCUAUGACACUUCUGAUGGCACCUUACUUCAGCCCCUAAAGGGACACAAAGAUGCUGUGUACUGUGUGGCAUAUGCAAAGGAUGGCAAGCGCUUUGCUUCUGGAUCAGCGGACAAAAGCGUUAUUAUCUGGACGUCAAAAUUGGAAGGCAUUCUGAAGUACACGCACGGUGAUUCUAUCCAGUGUGUCUCCUACAAUCCUGUUACCCACCAACUGGCAUCUUGUUCCUCCAGUGACUUUGGCUUAUGGUCACCUGAACAGAAGUCUGUCUCUAAGAACAAAUCCAGCAGCAAGAUCACCUGCUGCAGCUGGACAAAUGAUGGUCAGUACCUGGCUCUGGGAAUGUUCAAUGGGAUCAUCAGCAUACGGAACAAAAACGGCGAGGAGAAAGUGAAGAUUGAGCGGCCGGGAGGCUCCCUUUCCCCAGUAUGGUCCAUCUGCUGGAACCCUUCAAGAGAGGAACAUAAUGACAUCCUGGCUGUAGCUGAUUGGGGACAGAAACUUUCCUUCUACCAACUGAGUGGAAAACAGAUUGGGAAGGAUCGGUCACUGAACUUUGAUCCCUGCUGCAUCAGCUACUUUACUAAAGGGGAGUACAUUUUGCUGGGGGGCUCAGACAAGCAAGUAUCCCUUUUCACCAAGGAUGGAGUGCGGCUUGGGACUGUUGGGGAGCAGAACUCCUGGGUGUGGACGUGUAAAGUGAAGCCUGAUUCCAACUAUGUGGUGGUAGGCUGCCAGGAUGGCACCAUUUCCUUCUACCAGCUUAUUUUCAGCACAGUCCACGGGCUCUAUAAGGACCGGUACGCCUACAGGGACAACAUAACUGAUGUCAUUGUGCAGCACCUGAUCACCGAGCAGAAGGUUCGGAUUAAAUGCAAAGAGCUUGUCAAGAAAAUUGCCAUCUACAAAAAUCGAUUAGCUAUCCAACUGCCGGAGAAAAUCCUCAUCUAUGAGCUGUCUUCAGAUGACUCGUCGGACAUGCACUACCGGGUGAAGGAGAAGAUUAUCAGGAAGUUCGAAUGCAACCUCCUGGUGGUGUGUGCUGAUCACAUCAUCCUCUGUCAGGAGAAACGGCUGCAGUGCCUGUCCUUCAGUGGCGUGAAGGAGCGGGAGUGGCAGAUGGAGUCUCUCAUUCGCUACAUCAAGGUGAUUGGUGGCCCUCCCGGAAGGGAAGGGCUGUUAGUAGGCCUGAAGAAUGGACAGAUUCUGAAGAUCUUCGUGGACAACCUCUUUGCCAUCAUCCUGCUGAAGCAGGCCACAGCUGUGCGCUGCUUGGACAUGAGUGCCUCCCGCAACAAGCUGGCCGUGGUCGAUGAAAACGACAUGUGUCUGGUGUAUGACAUUCACACCAAGGAGUUGCUUUUCCAGGAACCGAAUGCCAACAGUGUGGCCUGGAACACCCAGUGUGAGGACAUGCUCUGCUUCUCGGGUGGAGGCUACCUCAGCAUCAAAGCCAGCACCUUCCCUGUGCACCAGCAGAAGCUGCAGGGCUUCGUGGUCGGCUACAACGGCUCCAAGAUUUUCUGCCUCCAUGUCUUCUCCAUGUCAGCUGUGGAGGUGCCACAGUCUGCUCCCAUGUACCAGUACCUGGAUAGGAAAAUGUUUAAAGAAGCCUACCAGAUCGCCUGCUUGGGUGUGACAGAUACUGAUUGGCGUGAACUGGCCAUGGAAGCUUUAGAAGGAUUAGAGUUUGAAACAGCAAAGAAGGCCUUCAUCAGAGUACAAGACCUCCGGUAUUUAGAGCUCAUCAACAGCAUUGAGGAGAGGAAGAAGCGGGGAGAGACCAACAAUGACCUGUUUCUCGCAGAUGUGUUUUCCUACCAGGGGAAGUUCCACGAGGCCGCCAAACUGUACAAGAGGAAUGGGCACGAGAACCUCGCGCUUGACAUGUACACCAACCUCUGCAUGUUUGAGUAUGCCAAGGAUUUCCUUGGAUCUGGAGACCCCAAAGAAACAAAGAUGCUAAUCACCAAACAGGCUGACUGGGCUAGAAAUACCAACGAGCCCAAAGCUGCUGUGGAGAUGUACAUCUCAGCAGGAGAGCACGUCAAGGCCAUAGAGAUCAGUGGCGACCAUGGCUGGGUUGACAUAUUGAUCGACAUUGCUCGAAAGCUGGACAAGGCUGAGCGGGAGCCCCUGCUGAUGUGUGCCCACUACUUCAAGAAGCUUGAUAACCCUGACUAUGCUGCCGAGAUUUACCUGAAGAUUGGCGACCUGAAGGCCUUGGUUCAGCUGCACGUGGAGACCCAGCACUGGGAUGAGGCCUUUGCUUUGGGCGAGAAGCACCCCGAAUUUAAGGAUGACAUCUACGUGCCGUAUGCUCAGUGGCUAGCAGAGAAUGAUCGUUUUGAGGAAGCCCAGAAAGCGUUCCACAAGGCUGGGAGGCAGGCGGAGGCCGUCAGGGUGCUGGAGCAGCUCACACACAAUGCCGUAGUGGAGAGCAGGUUCCGCGAUGCGGCCUAUUAUUACUGGGUGCUGUCCAUGCAGUGCCUCACUGUAGCUCAAGAUCCUGCCCAGAAGGACACUAUGCUCAGCAAGUUCCACCACUUCCAGCACUUGGCUGAGCUGUACCAUGGCUACCAUGCCAUUCAGCGGUACACGGAAGAACCGUUCAGUUUGCAUCUUCCCGAAACCCUCUUCAACAUCUCCAGGUUCCUACUGCACAGCCUGACCAAGGACACCCCCUUGGGCAUCUCUAAAGUGAACACGCUCUUCACUCUGGCCAAGCAAAGCAAGGCCCUGGGUGCCUACAAGCUGGCCCGGCAUGCCUACGACAAGCUGCAGGGCCUGCAGAUCCCUGCCAGGUUCCAGAAGUCCAUUGAGCUGGGCAGUCUGACCAUCCGCUCCAAGCCCUUCCAUGACAGCGAGGAGCUGGUACCUUUGUGCUACCGCUGCUCCACCAACAACCCAUUGCUGAACAACCUGGGCAAUGUUUGCAUCAAUUGCCGCCAGCCCUUUGUCUUCUCUGCCUCUUCUUAUGAGGUGCUGCACCUGGUUGAGUUCUACCUGGAGGAGGGCAUCACUGAUGAAGAAGCCGUCUCCCUCAUUGACCUGGAGGCACCAAGACACAAGCGUGAGAACAAAUGGCAAGAGAUCACGAGCAGCAAUUCCCAGACUUUGAGGCUGGAUGAGACCAUGGACUCCAUGGGAGAUGAUGACCCGUUCAUGGCAAAGCUGAGCUUUGAGCAAGGCGGCUCGGAGUUCGUGCCCGUGGUGGUGAGCCGGUUGGUGCUGCGCUCCAUGAGCCGUCGGGAUGUCCUCAUCAAGCGCUGGCCCCCGCCCCUGCGCUGGCAGUACUUCCGUUCUCUCCUGCCCGAUGUCUCCAUCACCAUGUGCCCUUCCUGCUUCCAGAUGUUCCACUCAGAGGACUAUGAGCUGCUGGUGCUGCAGCACACCUGCUGCCCUUACUGCCGGAGGCGCACGGAUGACCCCGGCCCGUGACCCAUGACCGUGGCAGCAUGUCAGGGCUACCUGCUCCCUCCCCGGCUGCCUUGCAUUCGGCUGCUCUAUCAAAGAAAGGAAGAAUUAAACUCUUAGCGUCUUCUGCCCAGAUCAAGUCUGUAUUUUAGGGAGGGGCCUUGUGCAACCACGGAAUUCCUAUUAUGGCAUUUUGUGCCUUGUAAAUAGCACCAGGAGAUGGAGAAGGGAAUGUACAUAUAUUUUCAAAGAAGAAAAAUCUGUUACUUUCAGAAGGGCUCUUAGUUGUUCACAGCAGCCUGCUGGAGUCCACAGAUCUGUCAGACCAUUAACAUGUACACUUUGCGAACAGAUUGCCUCAAUAAUUACAAAUAAAAGGGCUACUUAUUUUCAUCA
Molecule: messenger RNA, 4036 nt
Organism: Manis javanica (Malayan pangolin)
Lineage: Eukaryota; Metazoa; Chordata; Mammalia; Pholidota; Manidae
Gene: IFT122
Product: intraflagellar transport 122
Biological process (GO): intraciliary retrograde transport; protein localization to cilium; non-motile cilium assembly
Cellular component (GO): intraciliary transport particle A; non-motile cilium
Molecular function (GO): protein binding
Source: RefSeq, a predicted model, not a curated record